Acaulospora morrowiae is the source of this 655-nucleotide messenger RNA. The record is from the annotation of a GenBank genome assembly. Lineage: Eukaryota; Fungi; Glomeromycota; Glomeromycetes; Diversisporales; Acaulosporaceae.
AAAGGAGAAUCGCUGUGGUAGGAAUUAUCCAACCAAGAAUGAUUCUAUCAAGAAGUUAUUUGGGAAGAGUGAGGACAGAAGAGGGAAGGUUGUACUGGAGUCCACGAUGAUGAAAAAGGGCCAUCUGAAAAUCAAGACGAAUUCUCAAGCCCAAGAAUCUGAGUGCGAUGAUGAUGAUAUACCUUCGCCUAAAGAAAUAAAUAUUUGUGUUAGUAGGCAGAAAAUCAGCAUGAAAGAUUGGGUAAAGGAUCUAGAUUUGGAUGAUGAUAAGGCCGUGAGUGACAGCGAAAGUGUAGAAGGUUGCCAUGCUAAAUGCUUUGGCUUGUUCAGAAGAGAUAAGGGUAUAGAAGGAAAGAUUGUACCAAAGUCAGAAAAUUAUCUGAAAAUUACUGCAAAGCCUGAGCCCCGAAAGUUGAAUGUCGGUGAACGUUUGAUCAAAGAACCAACCAUGUCAUGUGAUAAUGAUGGGCAAAUCGAGACAACACUAGUGGAGGAGCUGCAUACCUUAAUACCCAAUGAGGAAUCACCAGUAACAGCAACAAUUUGGAAAAAUCAAAGCAAAGUUGAUAAAAUUGAGAAUGAUCAGGAAACAGUAAAAAAAUUAGCAAGGGAGCUCCCAGAGGAUCAACAGGACAUCCCUAUGGAAAUUGUUUAA